Molecule: messenger RNA, 1125 nt
Organism: Nyctereutes procyonoides (raccoon dog)
Lineage: Eukaryota; Metazoa; Chordata; Mammalia; Carnivora; Canidae
Gene: MLF1
Product: myeloid leukemia factor 1
Exons: 7
Coding region: 115-927 (270 amino acids)
Biological process (GO): regulation of DNA-templated transcription
Cellular component (GO): nucleus; cytoplasm
Source: RefSeq, a predicted model, not a curated record
CCGCCCCGCCCGCAGCGGCCCGGCCCGCGGGGGAGGGAGGCGGCUGGGGUCGCGGCCGCGGCGGCGGUGCCCCUGCUCCCGGGUGUCCGCGGCCGCCGCGCGGGCCGAGCCACGAUGUUCGGGAUGCUGAGCAGCAGCUUCGAGGACGACCCCUUCUUCUCUGACUCCUUUAUUGCACACCGAGAAAGUAUGCGUCAGAUGAUGAGAAGUUUUUCUGAACCGUUUGGAAGAGACUUGCUCAGCAUCUCUGAUGGUAGAAGACGAGCUCAUAAUCGUAUGAGACACGAUGAUGGCGAGAGCUCCUUGGCUCGCUCGGACGUCGGCCCCUUCCAGGCGCUGGACCGAAUGACCGCGAACCUGCGACGCGGCGCGCUCGAGCUGCAGAGGACCCUCGGUCACCUUACACUGGAUCCAAACGGACAUUCGUUUAGUGCCUCCUCAGUCAUGACUUACUCCAAAGUAGGAGAUGAACCACCGAAGGUUUUCCAGGCCUCAACUCAAACCCGUAGGGCUCCAGGCGGAAUAAAGGAAACUAGGAAAGCAUUGAGAGAUUCGGAUAGUGGACUAGAAAAAAUGUCUGUUGGUCAUCAUCUUCACGACCGAGCUCAUGUCAUUAAAAAGUCAAAGAACAACAAGACUGGAGAUGAAGAGGUCAAUCAAGAGUUCAUCAAUAUGAAUGAAUGUGAUGCUCAUGCUUUUGAUAAUGAGUGGCAAAAUGAGAUUUUGAAGUACAAACCAGUGGGACAAUGGCACAACGUGGAAAACCCUAGGAUGCGAAGCGUGGGUCAUGAGAAUUCAGGUUGCCGAGAACUUAAAAGAAGGGAGAAACCUCAUCAAAGUCCAGCCAUUGAAUAUGGAAGAAGAUCAAACGUUUCUGUGGACAAACUCAACGUCAAAGGAUCUCCUGUGAAAAUCAACAGAAAAUAAAUAGCCUUGCAUUUGAUUCGUUUAGUCUUGUUUUAACAGAGAAAGUAAUGGUGCUGGGUUAUACCCAUGAGACCAAUCUCUCGCUAAGUCAGUACUGUACUUCAUUCACUUUCUUCUGAUAUCUGAAUGUUCUCGGAAGGGAGCCUGCUUUAUACUGUCUGUACUUUAGGAAUAAAACUUUGGUUUUCGACACUUUAA